AGCCAGGUAGCGGCCAGACUGACACGUAACAGAGCGGCGUAAAAUUUUAAGGAAGAAGCUGCGUCUUUUCUAUUGACUCCGGAUCACCACCACCUCCUCCUCGCGUCACACUUGAUGAGCAGUUGAGGCGUCCCGGUCCUGGAGCCCCUAGGAGCGCCUCGAAAGCGACCGAAGCGGGAUCGUUAGGCAGGGAGAGCCGACGCUUAAAAUGAGAUUUUCAGUGUUUAUUUCUGUCCUGCGGUCGCUCGGCCCGGUGGUAAUCGGCAUUUCAUUGGGCUUCACGUUGAGUUUGUUGAGCGUGAGCUGGACGGAAGAAACGUGUCCUCUCGAGAGCCAGGAGGGCGGUGAUGUGACUUCAGGUCAGGAUGGACUGCUCAAAGGAGCCCGAAAGCCCAACUCCGUUUCGGCCGGGAACGAUGCGGAGUCCGGAGAGGAUUUUGAACCAAGAAUAGUCCCUUACAAACAAGUCCAGCCUGCUGCCCCAAAGAAAGUCUUCAGGGCUAAGUACAUCAGCACAGAGUUGGGGAUGCGAGAGCGCCUGUUCGUUGGGGUUCUAACAUCUAAAAGCACCAUCAACACUCUGGGCGUAGCUGUGAAUCGCACCAUAAACCACCACUUCGACACCGUGGUCUUCUUCACUGGCUCCCGCAACCGCAAAGUCCCUCACGGCAUGUUUGUGGUUUCCCACGGAGACGACAGACUCAUAUGGAACAUGUUUCAAACCAUCAGAUACAUUUUUGAUCACUACAUCAAUGAAUAUGACUGGUUCUACUUCAUCCAGGACGAUGCCUACACAGAAGCGGACAGGAUCAAAACCCUGGUGGAGCACCUGAGUAUGGAUCGAGAGCUUUACCUGGGCAGGCCUGAGGAGUUCAUAGGUGGGGAGAUGGAAGGGAAAUAUUGCUAUGGAGGGUUUGGGUACCUCCUGUCCCGUAGCUUACUUAUACGACUCCAGCCCUUCCUGGAAAACUGCAGGAACGACAUCCUGAGCUCCAGGCCAGAUGAGUGGCUCGGGAGAUGCAUCAUUGAUUACACCAGCUCAAACUGCGUUAGUAAGUUCGAGGGCCUUGAGUACCACCAUUACCAGCUCGGAAAAAACUAUGAUCCCAAUAAAGAACAGAGUGAAGAGUUCAAGAAAGCUCUGACUGUUCAUCCGGUGUCUGACCCUGAACAAAUGUACCGGCUGCACAGAUACUUCUCUGAGAUUGAACUCCAAAAGACUUACGAUGAGAUUGCUAAGCUGCAGGCAGAGAUAAAAAAUGUCAGCAUUCUCGCUUUUGAAGGCAAUCGAAGUGCCCAGUGGCCUGUUGGGGUCAACCCUUCUUUUGAGCCUAAAUCCCGGUUUGAAGUUCUGAAGUGGGAAUACUUCACAGAAGAAGAGAUUUAUUCAUGCAUCGAUGAUUCUCCAAAGUGUGAGCUGCAUGGCAUUGAUAAAAUGGAAGUAGCAGAUGUCAUUGACACAGCUAUAGAGCAGCUCAACAAGAAGUACAUGCCUGUCUUACAUCUUAAGAAGCAACAGCUGAUUAAUGGCUACAGGCGCUUCGACCCCACGAGGGGGAUGGAGUACACCUUAGACCUUCAGCUUGAGGUUGUUAAUCAGAAAGGUCGCAGCCGGUCCAUCACCAAGAGAGUCCACCUGGUGCGACCUUUAAGCCACAUAGAGAUCAUUCCAAUGCCCUAUGUCACUGAAGCUACAAGGGUUCACAUCAUUAUACCUCUGAUUUCGGAAGACCGGAGUUAUGUCAACCAUUUCCUGGAAGGUUUUGCCUCCAAUGCCUUUGAGACGAGUGAAAAUGCAGUCCUGACAUUUUUGUUCAUUUAUGACCCGGAGGAGGCUCAACAUGUGAAUCACGAUGAUAUUUUUGCCGAUGUUAAGAAUCAGAUAAAUGUUUAUGAACGAAAAUAUCCAGCCGUGAAAAUCCCGUGGAUAAGUGUGAAAACAGAAAUCCCAUCGCAGAUCAAAUUCAUGGACAUCAUCUCAAAGAAACACCCUGUUGACACUUUGUUCUUCUUGGCCCACAUUAACACGAACAUCAACGCAGAGUUCUUGAACCGCUGUCGCAUGAACUCAAUAAACAAUUGGCAGGUGUUCUUUCCCAUCCAUUUUCAGGAAUACAAUUCUGACGUGGCCUAUCACAACCAGCCACGUCCAGCCACGGUGGACCUGGUGAAGGACGCCGGACAUUUUGACCGCAGGUCAUUUGAUGAAGCCUGCUUUUACAACUCAGACUACAUGUCAACACGGUCUCGAAUGGUGGAAGAUGUCCAGGAGAAUGAAGAUCUUCUAGAGAGCCUGGACAUCUAUGAAAUGUUUGUAAAGUAUUCAGGUUUACAUGUUUUCAGGGCAGUGGAACCUGCCUUACACCAGCAAUAUCGUUACCGAUCCUGCAACCCAAAACUCAGUGAAGACCUCUAUCACAGAUGUACACUGAGCAACAUGGAGGGCCUUGGCUCGCGAUCCCAGCUUGCAAUGCUGCUGUUUGAGCAAGAACAAGGAAACAGUACUUGAAAAUGCCAGAUAAAAUCUGCUCCUGCACGAUUUUACAUGGAGGAUGGGGAACGUUGAAUAAGAGGCAACAAGUCUACCGCCACUUUUAAACUAAACCCUACACUUUUCAUAAACACAGCCCACGUUUGAGGCAGUGGGAUGUUCUCCACUGUGCUUUAAGGACUAUUUGGUUUAUUAGAUCUCAUAGCUUGUUUCUGUUAUGAUUGUUCUACUUUCAUGAGGAAACUGAAUCUUGAGUUGCUAAAAAACCAAAUGCUUUUGCUUUUACAAAGUUUGGAAAUUGUGUUAGGCAAUUUUUUUACCACUAGAGGGGGAAAAUUCAAGAGGCAGACUUGUUGUUUCGAUGGUGAUUUAUGACGUGGCGAGCACUCCUUUUCCUAGAGCAAACUGGGCUGAAAUUGGUAAUGGCUUUGGUCAUCACCAGGAACGGACUCCAGUGAGGUUAAGAGCAUCAGAAGCAAAGUAAGAAAGGCCUUGACUUUUCCACAUAACCAGCAGAAAAGGGCUACACGAGACGUUUUUUUCUACAUGGAAUGUAUCGCAUGUUUGAUUCACAAACUGCUGAAUGAAAAUUGUGGUUCUCUACAAUUUGCCAAACAAUACGUGAGCUAAAGUGCUGGGUACAGCUGCUCAUGAUUCGGUGGUAAAAUUACGAGUGGGGUGGGCAGUAAAAUCAAUUAACCACAACAAUGAGAGGCUGUGAGUGCUAAUAAACUGUUGUGGGUGUUGCUUUUCACUGGGGUCAUAUCCUUUAGAGAACACCCUUCAGUUUAACAUCAGCUGUAUUUUAAAUUGGAUGUUAAUGUCAACCUCUGAUAGAUUGACAUUGGUAUGUUGCACCACUAUUUGGGUGCCCCCCUUCUCACAAGGGCAUUCUGUUUUUAAACUUUUGAUACUUAACUGGUUUGAGUAUUUACAAAAGUGUAUCUUUGCAUAAUGUGCCUUUGACAAAGAUCUUCCCUAUGCUGCCUGUUUUUACAUUGAUAUUUUGGUAUUGCUACGACUGUUUUAAAUGCAUGGGAGAGUUGCUGUGGAUGAAGCCUGUUACAGCUGGGAGACUGAAGAGCUUCUUGGUUUAUUUAAAAAAAUAUGGCACACUCGGACAUGUGAUGAAUGCAACCAUCUGCAGGCUGUAAAAGUGCCUGAAAGCAGGGAGGAGUUCUCCGGGAAGUGUCUGCUGGUUUUCAUAAGCAAUACAUGAAGUGGCUGAUCACGUCGUUUUCCCCUUGAACACUUCUACUGGUACGAGAACAUUUACAAGCGUAGGAGCCUUAUGAAUACUUUUGGGAAAUCACUUUGAUAAAUGUCUGAAUGCAAGCAUUAGUUUUAUAAAAGCUUUUGGUAACACUCUAUAAUAAGGGUCCUUUUUUAACGUUACUUAUUGCAUUAUUAAGCAUUAAUAAACUAUUAAAUAAAGUAUUAACAACUGCUUAAUCACAUCAUGUAAUACAUUACUAAGCAGACACUCCCCCUGGCCCUUUGGCCUAACCUUAAGGAUAGUUAACAGUAAUGUUAAUAAAGGGACCCUUUGUUUAGUAAUGCUUAAUAAUGCACUAAGUAACGUUAAUAAAAGGACCCUUAUUGUGAAGUGUUACCAAGUUUUCAACUGAAGUAAGGUAUUUCAAUAUUUUGUUUAUCUGUUCCAAAGUACUUUAGUCUGUUUCAUAAUUUCAAUGUCUUUGUCCUCAAGUUGUCGGGAUGUCUGCUCUCUUCCAGAUGUUUUGUGAAAUGCGGUAGGAGGUUAUGGAUGUAGUGGUACUGAACAACAUUUAAGUUAUUAGUAGAUUAUAAUGUGCAAUACUACAGACGAUACAGCUGAGUUGGCAGCUCCUAAUGGACAAAACUAUUAUUUUCAAAGACAUUUUUGACUCAAGUGCAGCGGCGUGUACAUCACAGUGCUGUCCGUGACUCAUACCUUCUGUUUGAUGCAAAGUGAAUACACUGUAAUUUCUUCGACAGGCCCUUAUAAUGUAUUCUGCUCUCACUAGACACUUUUUUCUCCUUCAAAUUUACUUUGAUAUGCAUAAGACCAAGCAGACUCCUUUUAUUUAACCAUAAUUGGAUUUAAUAUACAGUAUGUGUUGGUUGGAUGCACUACAGCAGCAGUGGUGGUCCCUAAGCAGUGUUUUUACUGUAUUAUAUGCCAUGUGAACACAGAGCAUUGAGGUUGUUUUUUAGUAACUUUUUUCUUUUUUAACGCAUCUCUUUUUUUCAAACAUGAGAGCAGUUUUUUUUCUUGUGGCAGUGCACCUGCUAGCCUAGGAUGAAUGUUUAAUAAGGAUUGGAAAUUGAGUCUUCCAACAAAAAGAAUCACUGUGAAAGGAGGCUGAGAUUACAAUAUGAAGUUACUGAGUUGUGUUUUUCUUUGCCUUCUGUAGAUAUGAAAGGCCUGAAAUAAAGGGAGAAGGCAGAAUAAUGGUCCUGUUUUGUUUCCAUAGCCAACAUCGCUGAGCGAAGGCUCCUUCGUAUUUUUGUCCAUAAUUUAUUUAUCUGUCACAUCUCCUGAAUUACACCGAUUCUUAAUACUUCUGCACUAACAGAGGCUUUCAUGACAUUCUUUGUACAUUUAUAAAACUUCUUAUAGGUAUUUUAUUUUUGUUUGUUAGUUUUUUCAUAGCAAGUUAUAUUUUAUUAUAUUUUUGGCAAAAUCGUAUGGAAAAAGCACAUGCGUUAUUGUAUUUUGUGGUCCCAAAAUCAUGUCAUGAGUUGUGUGUAUUUUACUUGUUACAUUAAUUCACUGCGGAAAACAGAAAAUAACCAAGGCUGAAGUUUUUAAUGUCCACGGGUACUCCGAAAGAAAGAAAACCAAAGCAGUCCAGUUUUGUUAAUGCACAUGACAAGUAACUAAGUGCUGUAAUUCUGAAUAAACUGUGAAUUAUUGUAAUUUAAAAAAAUAAAGAUUUUUUAAAGUA
Messenger RNA from Nothobranchius furzeri (turquoise killifish), 5421 nucleotides. RefSeq names its product chondroitin polymerizing factor a (gene chpfa). The record is from RefSeq and is a predicted model, not a curated record. Lineage: Eukaryota; Metazoa; Chordata; Actinopteri; Cyprinodontiformes; Nothobranchiidae. Gene Ontology annotation, molecular function: glucuronosyl-N-acetylgalactosaminyl-proteoglycan 4-beta-N-acetylgalactosaminyltransferase activity. Gene Ontology annotation, cellular component: Golgi cisterna membrane.